Patiria miniata (bat star) is the source of this 1004-nucleotide messenger RNA. Its product is annotated as beta-1 adrenergic receptor-like. Bases 1 to 963 code for a protein of 320 amino acids. The record is from RefSeq and is a predicted model, not a curated record. NCBI's taxonomy places the organism in Eukaryota, Metazoa, Echinodermata, Asteroidea, Valvatida, Asterinidae. Gene Ontology annotation, biological process: G protein-coupled receptor signaling pathway. Gene Ontology annotation, molecular function: G protein-coupled receptor activity. The transcript has a single exon. Gene Ontology annotation, cellular component: membrane.
AUGCCCAACACCGGGCUUAUUGCCGCCCGUACGGCGUUCAUACUCUCCGACGCAAUCACGAUCUUCGUCGCCAACAUUAUCAGUAUAGCGGUGACAUGGAAGACUCGGGAGAUCGCAGAGAUGACCAAGAUUUUCGCAACUUCGCUGGCCGUGGCAGACCUGUCUGUGGGGAUUCUGAUCUCCUUCUCCCUGAUUCCUUCCGCUGUAGACCGGUGGCUGUACGGAGACGUCAUGUGCCGGAUCAUCGGCGUGAUGGGACCCUCUUUCGCCAUGAUAUCGACGUUGUCUCUGCUGUGCGUCAGCGCCGACCGGUACCUAGCCGUCACCAGACCGCUCCGGUACUACGGCCUGAUGACUCGCCGGCGGGCUGGGGUUGCCCUGGCGGCAGUCUGGCUGAGCACCAUUGGAGCCAACACCUACGUGGCCCUCAACAGCAACUUGAUCAUCUACGACAGGGUGCUGUGCGUCUGCCUGCCCGAGUGGGGCAACCAGGAGAUCCUGGCUUAUCUGGUCACCAUCUGCAGCAUCUGGAUCGCGGUACCGUCCAUCUUGACCAUCUUCUUCUACGCCCAGUUGUUCCGGAUCAGCAGGCGUCACGCCCGCCAGAUCGCCGCCCAGGGGGCUCCAGCCAACGGCCCGCGUUCGGCUGACAUGCGGGCCAUCCGGACCAUGUUUAUAGUCACCGGCGCCUUCAACCUCGCCUACAUGCCCUUCCUCUUCUGCAACAUCUACCUGAACAUCAGUACCCAUGGUCUCCCGGACGCCGUGAAAUUCUGCAGUAUGUGGCUGCUUCUAUCCAACAGCUGGUGGAACUUUUUCAUCUACCUAGCAACAUCCAAGAACUUCAGGAGGACGGCUUUCAAACUUCUUUGCCGAAAAUGCCCUGGGGCUCUUGCCGCUACAAAUACAGUUGAAAGUGCAGAUAGUCACAUGACCACUUCUUCUCGUACCGUCCCUGCGUAAAUCCACACAGGAAUAUACCACAGAAGUCAUAAUGACAAAAA